AUGGCAGAAUUACAUUCAGAAUCUAGAAAGAAUGAAGAAGAUAAAGAUAAAACUGGUGAAAUUUUUGUAAACAAAACUAUAGAAGAAGUUUCAAAAGCAAGUGAAGUAGUAAAUUUCAUAACCAUCCCUAUAAACAAAUUCUUACCUUUAUUUGGUGAUAUUAUCACGAUCGUAAAAGAAAUAAUUGAUAUGUAUAAUACCGCUGAAACAAAUAAAAGAAUUUGUGGUGUACUCCUUGAUAGAGUUCAAGCUGCGGAAGCCGCAGUAAACAAUUUAGAGAUUCGUAAAAAAGAACGUCCUGAAUUUUUCACUGAACAAAAUAUUGUUAUUUUACGAAAAUUGGUAAACGUUAUAAGAAAAAUUGGUGAUUUCAUUAAAGAAAUACGCGAACUUAAAGGAUUAUGGAAAUAUCUUACAUGUAAGAACGUUGCUGAAACAUUUAAAUCGCUUACUGCUGAAUUCGAUGGUUACAUGUCUAGUUUGAGUUUCGCGAUUACUAUCGAGUUAAAAUUACAAGGUGAAAGGGACAGAGCCGCUUUGUCUAAAGACGUACAAGAAACAAAUCAGGUUUAA
Cetraspora pellucida is the source of this 573-nucleotide messenger RNA. The record is from the annotation of a GenBank genome assembly. NCBI's taxonomy places the organism in Eukaryota, Fungi, Glomeromycota, Glomeromycetes, Diversisporales, Gigasporaceae.